Molecule: messenger RNA, 1991 nt
Organism: Cydia strobilella
Lineage: Eukaryota; Metazoa; Arthropoda; Insecta; Lepidoptera; Tortricidae
Product: zinc finger protein 491-like
Exons: 12
Coding region: 150-1931 (593 amino acids)
Cellular component (GO): nucleus
Molecular function (GO): zinc ion binding
Source: RefSeq, a predicted model, not a curated record
ACAAAACUAUAUUAACUAGUUUCUAAUUUACUGCAAUAAAUGAAAUGAUGUAGCGCCCCUUAUUUUUAUCUUAGUUAACUCGUAAUAUAGUAUAAACGAUGUGCUUAAUAUUUAUUUACUAUAUUAUGUGAUCAGUGAAAUCAUUGAAUAUGUCUCAAUUAUUACUGUGCAGAGUGUGCCUAGCCAGUAACGUGACUGUUUACAAUAUAUUGAACUCCUGUCUUCAGGAAAUGUAUGAGAAAUUAACGAGAUUACCGCUUCAUGCAGACGACGGGAAGCCAAGCACAGUGUGCUGCAUCUGCCUGGCGCUGCUGCAGAAGAGCUACCAGCUCUGGGUGCACUCCGUCACCUCCGACCGGCUGCUGAGCAGGCUGCUAGCUACUAAUGAUGAGCUCACACAAGACCUGAUUGAACACAUAGACAGACAAGGGCACAAGCUAACAACAAAUUUUACUAUUCAAACUGAGCAAUUCGAUGUAAAACCCAGUGCAGAUUCAGUAGAAGUUGAAGUUAAACCAUUGAAGGAAGAACAUGAAGGUGUGUUAUCAGACCAUGAGGACCACGAGGACAUUGAGGACCGUGUGUCCGUCAAAGAGGCACCAUCAGACUCAGAAGAUGACCUUCCACUGCUCGCCAUCAGCCAGAAGAAGGAAAAGAAGAGUGUCACUAAUAAAGACAAGGAGUUUUUAAAAGGCUUCAAAUCCGGCUACGCCCGAGAACUGAUCCUGAGCACAGAGCAGCAGCUGGCAGAGCUACGCGCACGUGGCACCUCCGUGAACUACCUCAACGCGCCGUUCAAAUGCGCGCCUUGUCGCCGAGGGUACGUCGAGCCCGCGGCCUUCAGCAACCAUCGGAUAAAACACGACCCGAAAAGCGGAUCCCACGUGUGCCAGAUCUGCACGAUGCGCUACAAGACUGCGCGCAAACUGCGCGCUCACGUCAUAACUGCACACGAACGGCGCUACCAAUGCAAUACCUGCUCACACCGCUCACACACCGCGUCCCAAGCGCGUGAGCACGAAAAAUGGCACCGCGGGCAUCUGUACGUGUGCAAGCUGUGCGGGCACUCGUCGCGCGCGUCCACCUCGCACCUGACGCACCUGCGCGCGCACCACCGCACGCAGCACGUGUGCGCGCGCUGCGGCGACAGCUUCGUCGGCGCGCACGGCCUGCGCAUGCACGAGGGGAAGGCGCACGCCGACACUAAAGCCGUGCCGGACGACUCUCCAGCGUCAGAGCGGUACUGCGCCGAAUGCGACAUCCAGUUUGCGACGCUCCUGGCUUGGAAGCGGCACAUACUUAGCGCCUCCAACCACGCCUUCAAACAAGACAAGGGUGUCUGCGUGAUCUGCGGCCCGGCCUGUCCGGGUGAUGGGACUCAUCUGAAAGAGAGCGUAAAGGCGCUCCGCCCUCCCAGUAAAACGCUUACGUUACGGGUCACUACGCUCACUUGUGAACAGUGUGGAUCCUCGUUCGCCAACGGUUCGAAGCUGCAAGCUCACGUGAAGAGGGUCCAUCUGGGCGUAAAAUACAACAAACAUGUUGUGUGUGAAGUGUGUGGCAAGAGUUGUACGUCCAACGCCUCACUGAAAUAUCACCAGCGCACUCACACCGGGGAAAAACCCUAUCCCUGCCAAACUUGCCCGAAGAGGUUCGCGGACAGCAACCAACUUCGAAUCCAUACUCGUCGGCACACCGGGGAACGUCCUUAUUGCUGCCGACACUGCCCGAGAACCUUCACGCAGAAACCCGCGCUUAACAGGCACUAUAGGGUACACACGGGGGCCAAGCCGUACUCCUGCCAGUACUGCGCCAAGAGUUUCAGCCAGUCCAACUCCUUGAAGCUGCACGUGCGCACCGUGCACCUCAAGAUGCCCGCCAAGAAGAGAGAUGAUAAGAAAGACGGACUCAUUUUAGAAAAGCUAGAAUAAAUAUUGAAAUAAUUAUUCACUAAACUUCAAAUGCCUCUGUUAAAUUUUCUUGGAGGAUAU